AUCUUUUCCACACGGAGUUUAUACCGGUAGUGACGUAACUUGUUGGGUCUUCCUUUUGUCGUGUGGGAGCAGCUUCGACCAUCAAAGAUGACUACAGCUGCAAGACCAACGUUUGAGCCAGCAAGAGGAGGGAGGGGUAAAGGGGAAGGUGAUUUAAGUGCUUUGUCCAAGCAGUAUUCCAGUCGAGAUCUUCCUGGUCACACAAAGAUCAAAUACAGGCAACCUACCCAGGAUGCCCCCGAGGAGGUUCGUGCCCGUGACUUUCGCAGGGAGCUGGAGGAGAGGGAGCGUGUAGCUGCUCGUGAAAAGACCAGAGAGAGGGGACCAAGAGAGCACACCACAUCUUCAUCAUCAUCUUCGUCCUCGUCUUCAAAGAGGCCCAGACUGGAUCAGAUCCCAGCAGCCAACCUUGAUGCUGAUGACCCUCUCACUGAUGAUGAUGAGGACGAGGACUCUGAGGACGAGAGCGAUGACGACGACACUGCAGCUCUUCUGGCAGAACUGGAGAAGAUCAAGAAGGAGCGAGCUGAAGAGCAAGAACGCAAAGAGCGAGAGCAAAAGGCAGAAGAGGAGAGGAUUCGAAUGGAAAACAUCUUGAGUGGCAAUCCAUUGAUUAAUUUGGCAGGGCAGCAACAGCAGAUGAGCCAGACUCAGAAUACAUUCAGGGUCAAGAGAAGGUGGGACGACGAUGUUGUGUUCAAGAACUGCGCUAAAGGAGUGGACGAGGCUCGAAAGGAGAAACGCUUUGUCAAUGACACACUGCGCUCUGAGUUCCACAAGAAAUUUAUGGAGAAGUAUGUUAAGUAAAUGACUUUUGUGUGUUUAUUAUAUUUUUUUUAACAUAACGUCUUUGGUCUCCGCCCUUUGCCUUCUGUCCCAGGAGUGGUAGAUGGCAUUCGUACAUUAUGUUAUCAGAUUCAUUAGUAUCUGUACAGUCAGCAGCUACAAUUCUGUGUAUAAAUGAAUUGCAUCCUUUCAGUAGAGCUUGUGCAAAGUUGAAUGCAAGUUUUAAAUGGGAUUCAGCAUUUCUGUUUGUAGUUUUUUGUUAUUUCAAUAAACAACAAUUUGCCUCACAAGAA
Messenger RNA from Acanthochromis polyacanthus (spiny chromis), 1079 nucleotides. RefSeq names its product CWC15 spliceosome associated protein homolog (gene cwc15). Gene Ontology annotation, biological process: mRNA cis splicing, via spliceosome. The record is from RefSeq and is a predicted model, not a curated record. Lineage: Eukaryota; Metazoa; Chordata; Actinopteri; Pomacentridae. Gene Ontology annotation, cellular component: catalytic step 2 spliceosome. Bases 88 to 807 code for a protein of 239 amino acids. The transcript is spliced from 7 exons. Gene Ontology annotation, molecular function: RNA binding.